Messenger RNA from Musca vetustissima, 2196 nucleotides. RefSeq lists its product as uncharacterized. Gene Ontology annotation, molecular function: G protein-coupled receptor activity. The coding region runs from base 1 to 2196 and encodes 731 amino acids. The record is from RefSeq and is a predicted model, not a curated record. The transcript is spliced from 3 exons. Gene Ontology annotation, cellular component: membrane. Gene Ontology annotation, biological process: cell surface receptor signaling pathway; G protein-coupled receptor signaling pathway. NCBI's taxonomy places the organism in Eukaryota, Metazoa, Arthropoda, Insecta, Diptera, Muscidae.
AUGCUAAAAGCAGAACAAUUUUGCGAAAAGGAUAUCUAUCAAAGUCGAUUAUAUAUUGGGGAGAAACAUUCCGAUGUUCUGGUCAUUUGGAGUCCCCUAAAAACUAGAUCUUUACGGAAAUUAGAAUUAUGUUCCAGCCUUAAUGGACAGCAAUUUGCCCGACAUUGCAACUACCGCGAACAAUCUGUGAGUGGCUCGUGGGAUAUUGUGGACGAACACCAUGAAUUUGCCAAUUGUUCCGCAAUUAAUCGCAACUGUAAAGGUGAACAAUUUCAACAGUACAAUAUAGGAAAAAAUAAACAACGUACGAAAAUAAAAAAUAGGUGGCAAUCGGCACAGUUGGAUGAAUUGGCGAUAACACAUGAACCAUGUUUGCUACCCACAGGAUUACCAUUCACCAGGCGAUGUGUUUACAAUGCCAAGGACUACGGUGCCGCCUGGGAAUACAAUAAGGAUUUGGAGAAUGUCCGCUGUCUGGUGGGAAUAAAUGAGAACAUUAUAACAUUUGAUUUGUAUACAUUGCUAAAUGAAGCCAAGAAUCCUCCGCAUGGAGUCGACGCCCGCAGUAUUCUUUCGAAACUACGAAAUCUAUUGGCAAAAUCAGGAACAGUACGUAUCCCAGCCGAUUUGGAAAUUUCCACACACAUUUUAAAAACAAUUUUAUCAAAAAAUCUAAAUACACUCGAUUUGCCGCAUGCACUGGAUACCGUGAAUCUGUUAAUGGAAUCUCCGGCCAAUGUUAUACGUGCUUCCCAUGAACUGCAGACCCCCAAUUCCUUAAUUAAUGUUUUGAGCGAUUAUCUCGACGCUAUGGCCCUUAAAACAUUUGAGGAACACGAUUGUCGUCUAAUACCAAAUGGAGUAUAUCGGCACACCACAAACCUAAUUAGUGUUUUCUUUAUAAAUACGUUGUGUUCGAAUUUGAGUGGCAUUGCCAUAUAUAGUACAUUGGCCCAUCCCUCAGCAGAUAUGUAUUAUGAUGCGAAUCUUCAUAGUUAUAUACGCUACUUGCAUAUGCAUGAGUCACUCGAUGAGCUCACAGUGGAUCCACAUAUUCAAUUGAUCGCCUACAUACCACAAACGACAUGGCAAACCACAAUCAUAAAUAAUGCAGCAAAUAAUAAAUUCGAUAUUAUACGAAUAUCGUUGUAUACGAAUGGCAACAUGUUCAACGGCCGUGGAUUUCAAGUGGAUAGUAACGUAAUAUCCAUGUCAAUACCGGGAUAUAAUGGUGAUUUAUCGGAAAAAAUACCAUUUAUUGUGCAUUAUAAGAAAAACGAUGCAGAAUCAAAUCCGCAAUGUGGAGCAUUUUUAAAUAACAAAUGGACAAGAAAUAGCGAAUCAAAAGCUCUGCAAGAAAAUCUUCUACUAUGCGAAACGGCACAUCUGAGACCCUUAGCUGCCAUUAGACGAGUGGAAGAUGAUAUAACUGUUGCCGAAAUUCCGGCAGUGCUCACGAUAUUCGGUGACUCAACUGUCGAUUUUGUUUCUAUUGUCGGUUGCGGUUUAACGCUGUUGGGUCUAUUGUGCUUGUGGACACUGGCCUUGUGCUGCACACAUUGGCGUUCGCGUACAUCAAAUCAGCUCUUGUUGAAUUUGAGUUUUGUUGUCACCCUAAUUAUGGUGUAUUUUCUUAUCAUGAAUAUAUCGAGUGUGUGGAAUGUUGUGGUCGACAUCAAUAAGAAUUAUCAUUGUGUAGCGAUGGGAGCAUUUCUUCAGUACACCAUUCUGGUACUGGUGCUGUGGAUGCUGUUCAUAGUGAUUUUACAAUAUCAACGUUAUAAGACAAUUGUGGGCGUUAUACGCUCCUCUAAUUUUGUGGCCAAAUAUGCGAUGGCAGCAUGGGGCCUACCCAUUAUACCCGUUGCAUUACUUAUUGCCUUUGAUUCCAAAUCUGUGGUGAAGGGUAUAAUAAUUGGGUUUGCUGAAUUUAAACGUGGCCGUACAAGCAUUGAAGAUGAACCACGUAGUGGACGUCCAAAAACAGCAACAACAACAACAGAAAUUGUAGCCAAAGUGCGUGAUAUGGUAUUAAAUGAUCGCCGAAUAAAAGUUCAUGAAAUUGCUAAUGUCAUGGGCAUCUCAAAUGAUCGAGUCCAUUUAAUUUUGCAUGAAGAACUGCAGAUGAAAAGGCUUUCUGCAAGAUGGGUGCCGCACAAGAGUGUUUUAACAAUGGCUAAAAUCAACGAAUUAUAG